Molecule: messenger RNA, 1628 nt
Organism: Lycium ferocissimum
Lineage: Eukaryota; Viridiplantae; Streptophyta; Magnoliopsida; Solanales; Solanaceae
Product: glycolate oxidase-like
Exons: 12
Coding region: 181-1296 (371 amino acids)
Cellular component (GO): peroxisome
Molecular function (GO): oxidoreductase activity; FMN binding
Source: RefSeq, a predicted model, not a curated record
CUCUUCUUUUAGGCUCAACUUCUUUGUCUUCUUCCUUAAUUUUUUUAUAUAAUUGGUUUCUUCCUGAUAUCUUUGUCCGUACUAUUUCUUAUGUUUUUUUCUCUAUCUUUUUAUCAACUAUAGUUUCACUCUUCUCCAUUGCUUGGGAGUACUCCAAGGGGAGAAUAAAACAACUACAAAAUGGGGGAGAUUACCAAUGUCAUGGAGUAUGAGGCUAUUGCCAAGGAAAAGUUGCCAAAGAUGGUGUAUGACUACUAUGCAUCUGGAGCAGAGGACCAAUGGACUCUGGCUGAGAACAGAAAUGCCUUUUCAAGAAUUCUGUUUAGGCCCCGCAUUCUUAUUGAUGUAAGCAAGAUUGACUUAAGCACAACCGUGCUCGGCUUCAAGAUCUCAAUGCCUAUCAUGGUUGCACCAACAGCUAUGCAGAAAAUGGCUCAUCCUGAAGGUGAGUAUGCUACUGCAAGAGCAGCAUCAGCAGCAGGAACAAUUAUGACAUUGUCAUCUUGGGCAACUUCAAGUGUAGAGGAGGUUGCUUCAACUGGACCCGGGGUCCGUUUUUUCCAGCUAUAUGUCUAUAAGGACAGAAAAGUUGUUGAGCAGCUAGUGAGAAGAGCCGAAAGGGCAGGUUUCAAGGCUAUAGCCCUUACCGUUGAUACGCCGAGAUUGGGACGUAGAGAAGCUGACAUUAAGAACAGAUUUACUUUGCCACCAUAUUUGACACUGAAGAACUUUGAAGGACUGGACAUUGGCAAGAUGGACAAAGCUGAUGACUCUGGAUUGGCUUCAUAUGUCGCUGGCCAAGUUGAUCGCUCUUUGAGUUGGAAGGAUGUUCAGUGGCUUCAGACAAUUACUUCACUACCAAUCCUGGUAAAGGGUGUACUUACAGCUGAGGAUGCUAGAAUUGCAGUUCAGUCUGGAGCAGCUGGUAUCAUUGUGUCGAACCACGGUGCUCGCCAACUUGACUAUGUCCCUUCCACAAUUAUGGCUCUUGAAGAGGUUGUGAAAGCUGCACAAGGCCGUGUCCCCGUGUUCCUGGAUGGAGGUGUCCGUCGUGGAACUGAUGUCUUUAAAGCUCUGGCACUUGGUGCCUCAGGCGUGUUUAUUGGGCGACCAGUUGUUUUCUCAUUGGCUGCUGAUGGAGAAGCCGGUAUCAGAAAUGUAUUGAAGAUGAUGCGUGAGGAGUUUGAGCUAACCAUGGCAUUAAGUGGCUGCCGUUCACUGAAGGAGAUCACCCGUAACCACGUCGUGGCUGAUUGGGAGGCUCCACGGGCUUCUCUUCCAGCGCCAAGGUUAUAAGCAUAAAACCUUUGGUGUCAAAUUAUUUCAUCAAGGCUAAGUAUUAUUAGUUCCAUAUAAGUUUUGAAUAACUUAUUUAUCUUUCGUUGGAACACUCAUUUCUGUGUGAUGAGUUAUGCAUUUGUUUUGAUGGUGAUGCAUUUGUUUUGAUGGUGUUAAGGUAUUUGUAAUUUUGUAUUAGUUCCACAUGUUCUGAAUAACUUACUCAUCUUUCAUUGCAACACUCAUUUCUGUGUGAUGAGUUUGCAUAUGUUUUGAUGAUGUUAAGAUAUUUAUUCCCAGUAAUGUUAGCUGAUUUUUUUUUUUAUCAAUGGCCAGAGAUUCCUCCAUUA